Lichtheimia ornata is the source of this 1449-nucleotide messenger RNA. RefSeq lists its product as uncharacterized. The record is from RefSeq and is a predicted model, not a curated record. NCBI's taxonomy places the organism in Eukaryota, Fungi, Mucoromycota, Mucoromycetes, Mucorales, Lichtheimiaceae. Bases 1 to 1449 code for a protein of 482 amino acids. The transcript is spliced from 7 exons.
AUGACGACUGAUCCAUCGAAGGAAAUCGAGGCGUUUUUACUUCGAACAACUGCAGCUGGCGAAAUGCCUUCUCUAAACAAGUUCUUUGAGCAAGAGUGGGAUCAUGUCGUGAAUAACACGAAUCCUGGCGAAGACCAUAGAAACAACUGGAAAUCGCGGUUCAGGAGAGUCGCAAAGGUUUUGAAAGUUGCAGUGGAUGAAAGCGAACCUGAUUGGGAUAAAUUGGCAGUAGCAUUGGAGCACAAAAAUGAAGCAGCAGCAGAAGAGAGUAUCUCUCUCUCAACAAGCUCAGCAUCAAGCAAGAGAUCGUCAACAAGCUCUGCAACAACCUUAUCAAGUGCGGACCUUUGUUGGGUAGAACAUACAUAUAGCCAACUACCUGAUAGUCAGCGUUGGUGGUUAUACAAUGAUGAAGAGAAAAAAGUAUCAGUGGAGGGACAGAUGCUCAAGCGAGCAUUGACCUGCAAGCAACACAGUCCCGUGCAUUCGAUGAUCAUGGAUCCAAUGGAUCCCGCAUGGAUCACUGAGAAGUACUUCACGAUGGCUGAAAUGGAUAUCAUCAAAACUCAUCAAGCCCCAGUGUUGCCCGAACUUCCAAAUGAACUUUCCAAGUAUCUUUUAUCGUAUGUCGGCAAGCAUGACAUGGACACGCUACUCGCCCAUCGACAAAACAUGAAUUUCCACCCCAUCAAGGAGGCUUCAUUGUAUUGGGCUCAGAAGUCCAUCAUUGACGCCAUGGACCUACUUAUUUAUGGUUCUUUGCCUGAUUGUAUGUCAUCUGAAAGUGACUUAUUACACGAUGUAUGGGGUUUUAUCAAGAAAUGCUUUGAAUCAUCAAACAUCAAAGUAACCACGGGUGAGAAGACAAUGUUAUCCACGGCACAAAGAAGAAACACCAACCGGAUUGCAGGAACUGGAGAGUUGAGAAGAAAAGCGAUUGGAACAAAGGUCGACAUUCGUUUUUCUUACUUGCAUUAUGAGUAUGGCUGCGUUGAGGCAGGCCUGGAGGACGAUCAGACCGGCACGAAAACUAUAAAUGAAGGACGUUUAAAACUUCCUCGCGCACUGAAAGACAUUUUGGUGCAGCUAUCAAAAUCAGCACCAUCAAGUGUAAAAGGGCUAAAAGCCUGUGGCUUUUUAAUAUCAGGAUUCCAACUCACGGCAUACAUCAUGGAUUGUCCGGCUGGUGGAGCUUGCAGGGUAACCAAGGUUGGCCCACACGAAUUUCCAAGGGCACUGGAGCAAUUCUCAGCCAAAAUGAUCCCGCUGCUUUUCUUAACUUGGCAAAUCCGACAGAUAAUGGAAUCCACUGCUCAUGUUGUUUUGAACGAUUCAACGAUGCUUAUGCCUACGAUCAAUUCUCUUCCAUCCAGUCCCAUUCCACCAUGCAUGCCUUCACCUAAACCAAGCGGAAGGAAAAGAUCAUUGACUGAAGCUGCACUGCACUAA